AUGCUUUCUUCUCCAAUAAAUCUAAUAAAUCAAUUGUCAUAUCGUCAAAUUCAAAAUGAAUUAAAAAGACGUCGUGUGGAUUCAAAUGGAAAGAAAAAUGAUAUUGUAAAACGAUUAAAAGUUGUCUAUGAAAAAGAAUCAAAAAAUCAAACAACAAAUCUAACAAAUUUUUAUGAUUUACCAAAUGAAAUCUUUCGAGAUAUUUUCGAUUAUUUAUGUCCAAUAGAUAUUAUAAAUUCAUUUUAUGGACUUAAUUAUCGUUUUAACGAACUUAUUAAAACUAUUCCAAUGAAAUUAAAAUUUAAUAAAUUAAAUAAAAAUGAAUAUAAACGUGUAUUAAAACAUAUUGUACCUAAAAUAAACUUACAACUAUAUUCAUUAGAAUUAGGUGUCCUAUCAAAAACAAUUCAUUCAUUUAAUUCAGAAAUUUCAAUUGAUUUGUUUACUCAAUCAUAUAAUUUCACACAAUUCGUAAAUCUUCGUUGUUUAUCUUUAACAUCACCUAAUCUUGAACAAUUGAAAUCAUUAUUUCAAAUCAUACCUAGUAUGUUAUCUCUUCGUUCACUUCGUCUUCUUGAACAUGAUUAUUAUGGUUCACAAAAUGAAACAGUAUGUAAACUUACACUUGCUAAUAAUCAUCGUUAUUCAAUGAAAACUAAUCAUCAUCUUUCACAUUUAUUUAUUGAAACAAGUCCUCCAUUUAAAACGUUAACUCUUAUUCAAAAAUAUUUUACAAACAAAAUCUCUUUUGAUUGUAUACAAUUGAAUAUUCGUUGUGCUUUAUUUUUUUAUCCACAUUCAUUAACAUAUAUUGAUUGCGAUGGUCUAUCUCGUCUUAUAUCGAAUAUGAAUUAUUUAAAAAUCGAUGUUACUGUUGGAACAUAUUCACCAGCGUUUGAUUUAAUUCGACGUUUUCCACAAAUACAACAUUUAUCUGUAAGAACUAUUUCAAAAGCAUAUGCUAAUGGUCAUCAAUGGGCUGAAUUACUUGCUCAAAUGUCAAAUAUAAAUAAACUUGAUCUUAAUAUUUAUCUUGAUACGUAUAAUUCUAAUCAAGAAUUACAAACAUUUCAAACAAAAUUUUGGCUUGAACGACAAUGGAAUGUUGAAUGCAGUAAAAAACACAAGAAUUCUUCUGAAUGUAAAAUAACAUAUCGGAGUAAUCAAGUUCGAUAA
Adineta steineri is the source of this 1176-nucleotide messenger RNA. The record is from the annotation of a GenBank genome assembly. NCBI's taxonomy places the organism in Eukaryota, Metazoa, Rotifera, Eurotatoria, Adinetida, Adinetidae.